AGCUUUGUCUGAUCAAGUAUGAAUUAGAUAUCAAUUUGAAUACUGAUUUCUCUACAAGAACGACUACUGCAGAUCUAGGAUGGGUGCUAAAGGUUCGAAGGAGAGAUUAUCGAAACAUGAUAUAGAAUUCCUCAAAGUGAACACAAGAUAUGACGAGAAUACUAUAAAUGAAUGGUAUAAAGGUUUUAUGGCAGAUUGUCCAGAUGGAAAAUUGACACCAAUAUCCUUCAUGCAGAUCUACUCUAAAUGUUUCCCUACUGGGAAUGCAAAUGAGUUCUGUGAUCAUGUUUUCAGAACAUUUGACAGCGACAAGAAUGGUUUUAUCGACUUCAAGGAAUUCCUGCUUGCGAUUGAUGUGACAUCUAGCGGGAGCCCAGAAGAGAAACUUAACUGGGCGUUCAGUAUGUAUGAUGUGGAUGGAAAUGGCUGGAUAGAUCUCCCGGAAAUGACAAAAAUAGUAAAAAGUAUCUACAACAUGAUGGGGCCUCAACAGCAGAGAGCCAUGGAUACGCUAGAGAGCCCAGAGAGCAGAGCAGAAGGGAUUUUUAGAAGAAUGGACAUCAAUUCAGAUGGACGAGUAACAAGGCAGGAGUUCGUCCGUUGCUGUCUGGACGAUCAGAAACUAAUAGAACUACUCACACCUCACUCAACGGCCUGCCACAUACAAUGAGGAUGAGAAAAGCCCUAUUCGUGGUUCUAAGAGCGAGGCCAACAUGUCCCAAUACUUAUGUGGAAAUCUUCAUAUUCUAAUUUUAUGCCAUUUCUUUAAAUAAAAGUACUUGUUCGUUUCUAUUAAUUGUAUCAUUAUAUAUAUAACAAACUGAUUAUAUUACGUACUUACAAACUUGGGAAUAUUUAUGAAUUUUGACAAAUAAAUAUAAAAAUGUUU
This is a messenger RNA of Eurytemora carolleeae, 889 nucleotides long. RefSeq names its product neuronal calcium sensor 2. The transcript has 12 exons. Lineage: Eukaryota; Metazoa; Arthropoda; Copepoda; Calanoida; Temoridae. The record is from RefSeq and is a predicted model, not a curated record. Gene Ontology annotation, molecular function: calcium ion binding. The coding region runs from base 80 to 670 and encodes 196 amino acids.